This is a messenger RNA of Mercenaria mercenaria, 1218 nucleotides long. RefSeq lists its product as uncharacterized. The coding region runs from base 428 to 940 and encodes 170 amino acids. NCBI's taxonomy places the organism in Eukaryota, Metazoa, Mollusca, Bivalvia, Venerida, Veneridae. The record is from RefSeq and is a predicted model, not a curated record. The transcript has 4 exons.
AAAUAUGUUUUCAAUUAUAUUGAACUUCAAGACAUUAUCCGGAAUCUCAUAAAACUUUGCGAAAAUUUCACAAGUUUGCGUAAACACAAGGAAGCAGAAGCACGCGAUAAAAUAUCUAUUCGUUCAGAGGAAGAACGAGCUACAGAAAGUAUGCGUGAAUCUUAUGACCUACAAUCAAAGGUUAACCUUGAGACAAGUCGUUGUUUAAAACUUCUUACAAAGGAAGAAAAAAAGAAACGAUGAUAUACGACGAUUCUCUUUCUGGAAUAAAGAGAAGGAUGAUUGACAGGGAUGCAAGUAGCAUUUAUCCCGGAAGCUACAAGUUCGUUCCUAAAGAAGACGUAAAAGCAGACACAUUUGUGCUAGAUAAACACACUGAAAUAGCCAAGUAUUCCAGCAAACAUUACAAACUUAAGGAAAACCGGAAAUGAAAAUAUCAAAGCAGGAGGACUGGCCUAGCAAAUGGGCUGAAGGCGAAAGCUGGCGCGAAAAUGAAACUUUAUUGACAAUGCUUCGACCAGGAUCAGCAUUGACUGGCGGGAUAAGCUCGAGAACAAUUAUCAGACCUGACGAAAUACUUUGGUCUGUCCGUCGUGGAGAAGAGUUAGAGGUACUGGAAGAGGCUUAUCGCCAGACUCAAGAAGACACGGAGGCGGCAAUUGAGCGAGAGUUUUUAUUUCGAAGAAUGCACGUACAACGUGCAGACGCGUUGGAAAGGCUGGAGACAAUCAUAAAAGGAGAGGACGGCGAUAGCGGUAUCGAGUGUCUAAGAGAGGUAGAAAAACAUCUGAAAUACAUCAACAUUCAGUUCGGAAGGAUAAAUGGUUGUUGGUCAGAGGUGAUAUCUGCUCUAAGAUUAUUGAAAACCAAGGGGCUUUUACUCUCUUCAUACAGGUGGACUGGAACUGUACAAGAGGUUGAAUAUUAUUUUAAGGCUUAGCGGUUCAUAUACUUAUCUUUAAAAAAUUGCACUUUUCCCCAAACCCAGUUCCUAAGAAAAAUAUAUGUAUACGUCUUAGGUUUCACAUUAUUUUUCUUUUCGUUAAAUAUAAAUUUUCUCAAAACACGGAAAAUUUGAAAGACUGUUUGCAUAGGACUUUGCUCGAUAUACCCAAAACAUAUUCACCAGUAUAUUAAAGCUAAUGCGGUCAAAACGAAAUGAUAAAAGAUGACAUUGGCGCACUGCCUUGGAACGGUUAUUGAUGGGAAAACAAAAAU